Messenger RNA from Salmo salar (Atlantic salmon), 13811 nucleotides. The record is from RefSeq and is a predicted model, not a curated record. Lineage: Eukaryota; Metazoa; Chordata; Actinopteri; Salmoniformes; Salmonidae.
UUACUAGGGGCGUGGAAUCAAUGUGUAAAAAGGGGACCUCGCAGUUGGAUACAUUGUGGGAUGCAAAACGUUGGCAAUUUAAUGCUGAGAAUAUUCACCUGGACAUUCAAUCAACAUUACAACACUACGUUGAAGAUUCAUCGCCUCUGAAAGCCGUAUGAGACACUCGCGCCGGUAACCUGCAGAAAGCUCAGCAGCAGGGGAAGCUCCCACCACAUCGGAUGAGACAGCCUGCAUAGCCGCUAGUCAUUUGGCGGCAACAGGGCUAUAUAAGACGUAGGCGAGGGAUGCAAGAUUGGAUGUGCAGACUGACAUCGUUCCUUUGAUACCCCCAUGCUGGAGAAUUGCGUAACUGAGCGGGUGCUGCAGGUCUUCCAUCCCCACUCCACCUUAGUGUCCGGAACAACCAUAUGGCAUUCAUCAUCUAGAAACGUCAGUGAUUCAAAAGUGAAAUUGCCAUGGAAUCGGGUACCGAGCACGAUGGCUUUAAAUAUCCAUCUGUUCCCAAUUCACAAUGUGAUCUCAACAUAAAUAUUUAUGAGACCAUCAGUGACGGAAAUGUCAAUAAUAUGGGCACUUCGACAGUCGUGAGAAGUGGGAGCGACCCAAGUUCGUAUCCUCCAUCGAAUUAUCAGCUGAUCGUACGUCAAAGAUUCAUCAGGAGAAGUUUGUGGUUCUCGGACUCGGAUGAACAGGCCUUUGAGGUGCCAGAAUGUGACAACAGCAGUAAAAUCCUCAACAUAAACCUGCGCACGAUAGUUGACAGGACACGGGGAGCUUGGUCAGGGCCACAGGAGGGCUCCAGCACAGAGAGUCAAGGGGGGCAGAAAGACAGCGCAACAGAGAGUGCCAGCGCUAAGGAGAAAGCAGGGGAUACAUUGAACGUUGCAUCCACCGACGGCAGUAAAAAUGCUAUCAGAACUGCCAGCGACGAGAACGAGGAAGAGGCCGAAAUGAAAGCUGUUUCCACAUCCCCUGGGGGACGGUUUCUCAAGUUUGAUAUUGAGCUCGGGAGAGGGUCCUUCAAGACUGUCUAUAAAGGUCUGGAUACCGACACAUGGGUAGAAGUUGCCUGGUGUGAACUUCAGGACCGUAAGCUGACCAAAGUAGAGCGUCAGCGGUUUAAGGAGGAGGCAGAGAUGCUGAAGGGGCUGCAGCACCCCAACAUCGUCCGCUUCUACGACUUUUGGGAGUCACCCCUCAAAGGGAAGAAGUGCAUCGUCCUGGUAACAGAGCUCAUGACCUCAGGCACGCUCAAAACGUAUCUGAAGCGCUUCAAGGUAAUGAAGCCCAAGGUUCUGAGGAGCUGGUGUAGGCAGAUCCUGAAGGGCCUUCACUUCCUCCACACCAGGGCCCCUCCCAUCAUCCACAGAGACCUGAAGUGUGACAACAUCUUCAUCACGGGCCCCACCGGCUCCGUCAAGAUUGGAGACCUGGGGUUGGCCACGCUCAAGAGGGCCUCCUUCGCCAAGAGUGUCAUAGGCACCCCAGAGUUCAUGGCCCCAGAGAUGUAUGAGGAGCACUAUGAUGAGUCAGUGGAUGUCUAUGCCUUUGGGAUGUGCAUGUUGGAGAUGGCCACCUCAGAGUACCCAUACUCGGAGUGCCAGAACGCUGCACAGAUCUACCGCAAAGUCACCAGCGGGGUGAAGCCUGCCAGCUACAACAAGGUUGUGGAUCCUGAAAUCAAGGAGAUUAUUGGCGAGUGCAUCUGCCAGAAGAAAGAGGAGCGGUACUCCAUAAAGGACCUGCUGAACCACGCCUUCUUUGCGGAGCACACAGGGGUGCGGGUGGAGCUGGCCGAGGAGGAUGAUGGGAAGAAGACGGCCAUCGCCCUGAAGCUGUGGGUGGAAGACCCAAAGAAGCUGAAGGGAAAAUACAAGGAGAGCGGAGCCAUUGAGUUUACCUUUGAACUGGAAAAAGAGAGCUCGGAGGGCGUGGCCCAAGAGAUGGUGGAAUCAGGGUUCUUCCAUGAGAGUGAUGCUAAGAUCGUGGGGAAGUCGAUCCGGGACCGCGUAGCACUGAUUAAAUGGAGGCGGGAGAGGACUGUGUCGGCCAGAACCCCAGUGAACCAGGGAGAGGCAGGACUCAGGGCCCAGGCCACCCUAGCCCAGGGGACCUCUGCUGGGGCUACACAGGCAGGACAGCCCCCUUUGAUUGAGCCCAACGAGCCAGAGGCAGACCAGCACACCAGGCUAUGUAACCUUCCGGCCAGCGCAACCUCUGUCACAUCAGACAGUACCUUUGACAGCGGCCUGGGCUCCACUGUGUUUUCUGACUCCCACAGCAGCCAGCACAAUGUCCUCUACCAGUCCCAAGUGGAGCCCAUCACCAUGGCAAUGCAGCAGCGUCAGUGUUUGGCUUCAGCACGUCCCCGGUCCUGUGAAAGGGGCGAGGGGUGGAAAGCAGCCCUGGGGCCGGAGUUCCGAGUGGGUGCAGGGACACGGAGAGGGAGUGCCUCGGUCAUUGACACUCUUAGGGACAACAACGACAUCCCUCUUCAUAUGCUCCUGCAACCUAUUACAUCUGGGUCCUGCAACCAACAGAGAGCUUCCAGUCCCACCCCCACAUCACCAGACGACCAAUCAGAGAGCAGCCCCUCUGAGUUCCGCUCUGAGGCUGAGGACGGCUUCCCUUCCCUGAGUGCAUUUCCUGCCCCCAUCCUCCUGGCACCCCCAUCCCCCACGUACUCUGAGGCCCGACGUCAUAGUGACUCUUCUAUAGAAUCUCCGACGUUGGAAGCCACCAAUGGAAGCAGGUUGAAGUCUGUGUCAGUGGAGGCAGCGGUGGGGCGGAGGCACUCGGACCUUAGCACGCUGCAGAGCCUAAACUCUGCCCUUCAACACCACCAUCAUCAUCACCAAGGCGUGCCCAGAAGCCACCUGUGCCAGGCCUGCCUCUCUCUGCUGCUGCUGAAGUCACGAGAGGGGGGGCACAAGAAGCACACUGCUUUUCCCUUUCCACCACACCCCUGUGCUUGCCCCUACCGGCACCACCACUUCUCCAGUGGGAUGACAACAACUGCAGGGUCAGGAGGGAUGAAAGGACCAAGUCAUACAGGAAGUGACUUCUCUGACCUCUCCUUACUACAAAAGAACCUGAUGAACAUCAUCAGCCGUAAAACCACCCCAUCCAACCAGGGCCAAGACUCCCUCCUCCACCUGUCUGCAGCCCAGCAGCCUGUACGGAGCUAUGGGGAUGGUAGUCUGAAGUUAACCCAGAGAGGCAGCUUCAGUGGUGACCACACAGCACCCCCUCUAGCCAGGCCCACACAGGACCACAAGGCCAGCUACUGUGCUGGGGAGCACCGAGCCACCGGUCCUCCGGGAGUGCCCAGUGCUGUGCAUGCAUUGCUCCAGAACCAGUCAUCUCUCCAGGGCCAGCCUGCCUCUGCCCCAGCCCUGUACACGCCCCUGCAGUACCUCCAGCCUGGCCACAGCUAUCCCGCCAGUCCCCUGGCAGCCCAACAGACACCUACCGCAGCCAGCUACUCAGCUGCAGCUCUACAACACACCCCAGCCUCAGCAACUUACUCAGCCUCAAACAUUCCUCUGCAACAUAACCAUACUGGACAUAGCUAUCCAGCUCCAGCUCUGCAAAAGAUAGCAACAGCAGCAAGUCAUUCAACUGCAAAUGUACCACUUCAACAGCCUGCAGCAAGCUUUUCAGCAGCUACCCUGCCCCUGCAACAGCCACACACUGCAGCAAGCUACACUGCAGCAACUAUGCCAAUCCAACAGACACCAACUCCACAGAGCUACAUUGCCCCAACUCAGCAACAAAUGACUCAAACUGCUGCAAGCUACCCAGUUCCAAUUCUGCAACAGACCCCAACAGCAGCAAGCGUCUCAGCAGCAGUAGCCAUGUCUGUCCAACAUACUGUAUUGGCAGCUAGCAUAGGAACUGCAACAAUACCCUCACAACCAGCUGCACAGAGCUACCCAGCUCCAGUGGAGCAUCUGCAACAUCUCGCUCCCCCACAGAGCUAUGCAUCUGCAGCCCCAACUGUGGUCAACACCGUACCUAUUCCCAGUCUCCCUACUCAGGCUCCCAGUGUCGCAACACAGCCUCUAGCUGCUGCUGUGCUUCCCCCAAUCCAGCCUUGCCCAGCGCCACACAGCCUCCCAGCCACAGCCAGCCUCCCAGCCACAGCCAUGCCUCCCAGUCUGCAGCCAGGCCAGUCUAGUCCCAUGCAUCACAGCCAACAGACUGUGCCGGUCCCCAUUCAACAGCAACAUAGCCAGCCAAUGCCACAGCCCUCAGCACAACAUAGCCAACAGCCUGUGCAGGCCCCCAUUCAGCAGCACAACCAGCAAACUGUGCAGGUCCCCCUACCCAAACACAGCCAGACUAUGGCCCAGCCCACUGUCCAACAGGCUCCAGUCGUCCAGAGCUAUCAGUCACCUGCCCAUACUGUGCAGCAAGGUUCAACCCUCCAGAGUUACCCCAACGCUGCACCCCUAAUGGGGCAACCGAACGCUGCUUCACAGAGCCACCCACCCACAGCCCCACACAUAAAACAACAGGCUCCACCGGUACAAGGCUGCACGCCAACGAAACCCAGUGUGAUGGGUCAGGCCUAUCCAUCUGCUCUGACUCCACAGCAGGCUGCAGCCCCUCAGACCUACCCAGUGGCCCCCAUAGUGCAACAACAGACUGGGACUGCCACUCCACAGCACAGCCAGGCCCAGGCAGCUACACUACCACUAGGCCAACAGAACCAACCCUAUCUCUACAACACAGUUUUCCUGAACCAGAAUUUUCCUGCUGCUCAAAGCCUUUCCCAGCACCACCAAUCAUCAUCUAGUCUGCCUUCCCAGGCAUCGCCUUCUCAGCAGCUAUUGGCUCAGGCCUCUGUCCUUCAGCAGCUGCAGCCACUGCAGGUCUCCACAUCUCUGCCACCAACACACCUUUCCCAGUUUUCCUCACCGUAUCCCAACAUUCAAGUGGUGACCUCUCUGACUGGAUGUGACACCUACCCUCACCCCUGCCCUGUUCCCCAGUCCUACCCCUCCUCUCUGCCCCCUCUCUACGUCUCCCCAGGCCAGCCAGCCACUCUGCCCCCCUCUGUCUCGUCCCUCGCCCCCUUGCAUAUAGAGAAUGCUCUGGCGCCCCCCACCUCUGUGCCCCCGAUAUCCUCACACACACCCCUGCUGGCCAUGACAGCACCCACACUGCCACAGCAUCAGCAGAUGUACCCCGCUGCUCUGCAACAGAGUGUUAUGACACACACACACCCUCACACACAGCUCCCCACUCUCACACACCCGGUUCACUCACACCUUGCCUCACUGCCUGGACAACAGAACACACAACCACAGAAUACACACCACAUGCACCCAAACCCUGCUGCUGUACGCCUACCUUUUCAACACGUCACACACCCCACAUACUCACACCCCGCUGCUGCACCUGAACUUGCUCUGCCCAGCUUUCUGCCCUUAAGACAGCAGGUCCAGCAGCAGGCCAAGGCCCAGCUUCCAGAUGCCGUCCCCUUUGCACAGCCUAAUCAGCCUUCCCAGCCUGCAGUUUUUUCCCCUCCAGUACAGACUGUGCCGGACCCUGGCACAGGUACUGCCGCAACCCAGCUUGACCUCAACCAAAACCCCAGCCAAACCCAGUCCCAGCAUCAGGCCCAAGGACAGAGCCAACCACAGGCUCCAGCUCCACUACCCCCUGACUCCCAGACAGCAGCCCCUUGGCCUGCCAGCACCAGCCUGACUCAGCAGAACCAGGCCAGUGCCAGCAGCUGCUCAGGGACCACACUCACCUCGGGACAGGCUCAAACAGAGUCCAAUCUGGAGGAUCCUGGUGUAGAGAAGCAGGCUUCAUGGGCCAGCUACUCCUACGACAGUGUGAACUCCGACGCCACCUCAGGGAAGGAGAUGAGCGAUGGUAACGAGGGGACGCAUGGAUCAGGGAAGGGCGAGGGGAAGGUCCGGAAACACCACCGCCGCUCCACGCGCACCCGCUCACGCCAGGACAAGAUCAACAAGCCCAAACUCAGCAUGCUCAAUGUGUAUUAUACAGGGGAUAAGAUGGUGGAGUGUCAGCUGGAGACACACAACCACAAGAUGGUUACCUUCAAGUUCGACCUGGACGGAGACGCACCUGAGGAGAUAGCCACUUACAUGGUGGAGAAUGACUUCAUCCUGCUCCUGGAGAAGGAGAUGUUUAUAGAGCAGUUAAAGGAUAUUGUGGACAAGGCUGAGGACAUGCUGAGUGAGGACACGGAGGGGGAAAGGAUCUCUGACCACGUGGGCAGUCCCCAGCAGAGCCACGGAGCAGUCAUACUGGGGGGAGAGGGUUCAAAGACGGCUACACCUAAUUCACCACAACUUGUGUACCAGCAGAACGUCCUCCACACUGGAAAGCGCUGGUUCAUCAUCUGCCCCGUGGCCGAGACGCCCACGCCAGACAGAGAGAGGACUUCAUCAGACACCUCUACAACCAAGGAGACUCCUGUCACAUCAUUGUCUAGGUCCAGUUGCAGUACUACUCCGCCAGUGUCUGCCCCAACUCCUGUUCUUGCCCUGACCACCACAUCCCCUACUCCAGGCCCCUCUGCACCUCAAAGCUCUGCCCAGUCUCAGGACACCAACGUGGGCAAGGCCAGAGUUCAGCAGCCCCAGGCCUCUGGAACCAAACCCUCCACCACCAGUGCUACGACUGCUUCCAUGGGCCGCCACGACUCUCUUUCAGGCAGCGAACCCUGCAUCUCCAUGGUAACAGACAUCCCAUGCUGCCCCAUCGUCCCACCUGUGUCCCUGGAUGUGAAUGGGGUGGGACAUAAAGGGGUGAGUGGCACUUCCUCAUGUCUACCCAAUCAGGAGACCAGCCUGUCAGGAGACCCGCCCCCUCCGCUGGCCUCCCACCAGCCAGUGGUCCUGCAGCAGCCCUAUGCCAUGCCAAGCAUGGUGGGUGGAGGAGGUGGAGCCACAACACCAUCACAGCCCCAGAGUCCCGCCCACCAGGCUUCCCAGCAGCAGGAUGGACCUGGGGGGUCUGGGAGUGGAGGUGGUUGCGGCCUGGGGGAGUCUGAUGGAGAGGGCCCACCCAGGGUGGAGUUUGUGGACCGUACCAUCAAGACUCUGGAUGAGAAGCUGAGGAACCUGCUGUACCAGGAGUACGCCCAAUCUGCUCCCUCCAGCACCGCCUCAGACCUCCAGGGCUCCAACACAGAGGGGGUCAGCUCUCCCCCUGUCUCUGACUGCCAGACCACCUCUGGGGGGGGGCUCCCCAGGAAGGGAGAGGUCCUGCCUCAGAUUCCUGAGCGUACUGAUAGUUUGGGUACACUGAGUGACACUGCAGGAUUGUUGAACAGGAGAGACUUUGUGGGCAGUUCCAGUUCCUAUGGCUCCAAGAGCCGCUUUCAGAUCAUCCCCACUCCUCCGGACGUCAUCCGUCGUUUAGAGAAGGGCAGAAGUUGCAGCUCCCCGGCUCCCUCUAGUGGUUCGGGGGGCUCUCGCGCCGCAGCCGAGGGGGGCGGCCCACGAGACCAGGGGUGUAUGGUCGUGGGUAGGUUCUCAGUGAUGACCACUGAAGAGGGUGCGGAAAACGCCCCCAAACCCCCCUGUAGUAACCGCUACUCAGCCCCCCCAGACUUGUACCAGGACACCACCGCCUCUAGCCCCAACGCCACCCCCAGGCUGCUCCCACGUGCCCACACUGCUGACGCUGCCACCAACCACUCCUUUCACUUCGACUCUGACUCGGGGGAGGAGGACACCAGUAGUUUAGCCCCUCCCCUUGCCUACCACAAGCCUCCGGCUCAUGCCCUCCCGGAACACAGCGGAAGUGACCUCAUGAAGAGGGCGGUGGCCUUCCUGCGCCGCACUGGCCGCAGCAGUGUGCAAAGCUCUGAUUCGCCGAGCCGGCAAUCCGUGGUAGCGAAUGGCCAUGCCAUCUCGCCGCCUGGACCCGGCCAUGUAUCAUACGUCAGCAGUGACAAUGACUCUGAGUUUGAGGAUGCGGACAUGAGGAAGGAGCUGCAGAGGCUGAGGGAGAAACACAUGAAGGAGAUCUCUGAGCUGCAGGCGUUCCAGAGGAGUGAGAUAGAGCGUCUGUAUAAAGAGCUGGGGAAAGCCGUGCCGCCUGGUGUAGGCCUGUUGCACGCUGCUCCCCCUAGUGGCCGCAGACGCAAGGUCAGCAAACACAAGCUGAAGGCAGGCAAGCUGCUCAACCCCAUGGUGCAGCAGCUGAAAAACAACCUGAAUAUCACCACCACCGUAUUUCCCUCUGAAGGUGAGAGCGCACCGAGCUCGUCUGGCUCUCCAGCUAAGAGCUCCAUUGUGUCUGACGGCUCGGCCCGCUCCAGUGGCAGCAGUACCAGUGGCACUCGGCCCAGCAAGGCCCCAGAGCCUGUCCAGACCCAGCAGCCCUGCUCUCUCAAGGGCUCGUUCUCUUCUGACAACAUCUACGGUGGGGGCAUGGCCACACACGUAGGCCCAGGGCAAGGCUGGACGGUAUACCACCAAACGUCAGAGAGAGUGACCUAUAAAUCUAGUAGCAAACCGCGUGCUAGAUUCCUCAGUGGACCCGUGUCUCUGUCCAUCUGGUCCACACUGAAACGACUAUGUCUUGGCAAAGAGCGCAGUAGUAGGUCUUCUCAUGGCGCCAGUGCAACUCAGACGGCAUCCAAUCAGCAACAGCCACCAGCUGUCCCCAAUCCUUUGCCAUCUCCUCAACCAAUGACGGUGCUAGCUCAGGCCCAAACAAACAACAGCAACAACAAGAAGCCAGGUACUUUCACGGACGACCUGCACAAGCUGGUAGAUGAUUGGACGAAGGAGACGCUGGCGGCCACACAGCCACGGCCCUCUCUGAACCAGAUCAAACAGCAGAGACGCAUGCAGGACCUGGAGGGUCAAGCCAUGCAGGAGGUGAGAUGUCCCAUCCCUCCAAACAAGUUCCAGCUGUCAUUGUCGUGCCCGUUGACAGCUGCUUUAGGCCCAGCCAUGCCCACUGCCCUGAGCUCCAACCCCUCUGCCAUGCUCCAGCCCGGGUACAUGGUACCAGCAGGCCCCUACGGAGGGGUGGUGCCCGGCCCCCUAUACCCCCAGCAGUGGUCUGGUAUGCCCAGCCCUGUGGGGAUGAUGGGGGCAGCGGGAGGGAUGCCCUACCCCACCAUGGCCAACCCAGGGGUGCAGGCCUACCCCCUGACCCUGCACAGCCCUAAGAACGUCCCCAACACCAGGACUACCUAACGUGACAACUAGCACCUCCCUGCACCCACUAAACCCCCAUCUUACCCCAUCACCCAUGAUGCUCAACACAGACUGCCCCCAGAUGUUCCCCUCUAUCCCAGCACACUCACAUCAGGACUGCCUGACUAAAAGGUUAGCAACACAGGAUUAGUUAAAACCUAACUCCACUCUGUCCCCCCUGGUUCUCACUCCAGGGUUACAAUUGUAACGAAAUCAAACUCUUAAAAACUUUAGAGUGAUGGGCUGAAAAAUAGAGUAAAGUAGGGCCCACACAAUUAAAUGCUCCAACAAAUGGCUUAUGGGUCAUUCCACGUCAUAGCACAAGAAAGAUGAUUUCGACACCCACCAUCUGAUUGUGCUGAAAUAUUUUCUGUAGUUAGAAACCGAUAAUAUUAGCAUUCCUGAAAAUGUUUGUUGAGAUAUAAUUUGAUAUCUGAGAAAUUAAACUAAUUGCACAAAAAUGAGCUAUUUUAAUUUAUAUGAUACAUAUAAUCUUCAAUAAAAAUAUAGUACCUAACAUCCGAUUUGGACCAUAAUUCUUCAUGACAAUUAGUAAGACGUGGUAUCCAAUAAAAUGAUCAAAAGCCAUCCACGGACCCAUGUGAAUCUGGUGACAGUUUUUUUCCCCUUUUCACACCCCUUUUCACAGAAAUUAGCCCUUUGAAGUCUCUUGCAUUAUUUGAAUUUUAUAUUCCUCUUUUUUUCCAUUUAACCUUAACUUAACGAGGCAAGUCAGUUAAGAACAAAUUCUUAUUUACAAUGACGGCCUACUGGGGAACAGUGGGUUAACUGCCUUGUUCAGGGGCAGACCGACAGAUUUUUACCUUGUCAGCUCGGGGAUCCUUUCGGUUACUGGCCCAACGCUAUAACCACUAGGUUACCUGCCGCCCCAUUUACCAUCGAUUUAGUGUGAAAGUACCCUGUUUUGCCCACUACAUGACACUGUUUCUGCUACUGCCACACCCUUUAAUCAAUUUUGCUGGUCUCAAUUUUGCUGGUCUCUCUAGUACAAUCUUCUGUCAUGUGCGAAACCAAGCAAGAAAGGCGUUGCACACUGUGGUGUGUGUGUGUACAUGCGCAUGUGUGUAAGUGUGUGGUCAUGUUGGUUUUUUAUACUAUUAUAAAUAGUAUUCUCUACAUUUUAAUCUAGCACAAAUGGAAAAAAUAUUCACCCAUUUGUUCAGCUUUGUUUUUUUUCCCUCCCCGAAUCAUCAUUCUGUUAUUCUUUAUACAUUAGAGGGAAUCUUCUUAAAUGUGAAUAAAUAAAUUGUAACCCCGGAAUAGAUCAGGUGUAACCCACACUCAAACACACUCAAAUGCUUACACACACACAUAGUGUUUUGCAAUGGUAUGGUGUUGGGUUGUAAUGGUUAAUGUCACUUAUCACACUACAUAUAGAGAUGUUUUCUAAUAUUAUUUUUUAACAUACAACUGCAAUGGUUUAAAAUGGUAUUUUAUUAGGAUUGUCACAUUUGCAUCACCAGCCAAUUUCUCAAGUUUUGGGCUUGUAGGAAAAGUCUUCAUAUUGCACCAUAAGGAGAGCCCUCUCAGGGAGCUUGUUGGACCAUUUGUUGGACUAUUCAAGAAGAGUUAGGUUGAAGCAUUAGGUUUCUAAGAGAAGGACAAACUGAAUUGCUUUCAUGGAGGACUGGCUUGAAGGAUGACCACACAAUCUAUUUUCAUCAUGAGUAAAAGCUAUUGGUGUUCUACCCAAAGUUGCAAAAGAAAAUGUUGUGAUCCAUUUAAUAAACACGAGAAACCAGCAAAAUUGAUAAAAAAAAGGGUAUGGCAGUAGCAGGAACAGCGGCAUCUAGUGGGCAAAUGCUGGUACUUUCACACUAAUUUGUGGUAAGUAAUGCAGGCUACUUCAAUGGCUAAUUUCUCUGAACAGAUUCACAAGGAAUACAUUACAUGGGAUGAAGAAGCAAUAAUCCAAGCCGCAGCUCCAUACUACUUGUCAGACAUAGAGAACUGAUACUUUAUACUUGUUGUUGGGGUGAGAUUGGUGUGGGGGGGUCUUGUGGGUGACUUUAGACCAUGUUAUUGGAUUCCUCGUCUUACUCAAUGAUAGGUAGAAGUUUGGUCCAAAUCGGAUGUUGGGUACUAUAUGUAUUGAAUAUUAUGUGAAUCCUAUCAAUUAAAAGGGCUAAUUUGGGUGCAUUCAAUUAGCUUAAUUUCUCAGAGAUCAUUUUUAUUAACAAAAUAGUGUUGUGGGUAUGCUAAUAUUAUCUGUUUCUAACUACAGAAACUAUUUCAGAACAAUCUGGGAUGGUGGGUGUCAUGGCUUGCUGAAAUGACAUGGAACGACUCUUAUGUGCUGGAGCAUCUGAGUACUGGUCCCUACUUGACUGUACUUCUCACCCCCUCCAGUGUUUCUAUAUGCAGGAUAAUCCUGCUCCACUCUUCUCAGAUUGUGGUUUGAUGCUUUAUUAAAGAGCAACGCACGUGUAAAUAGCCUGUGAGCUUGUAAAUAUCCAGUGUGCGUGUCAAUAUACUUUAUACAGCACCGGUAGUUUUCCUGUGUGUACAGUAUAAAUGUUCUGUGUGUGUCUGAGUACCUACUGCUUUUAGCUUUGGUCUUGUCUAAACUCACAGCCAUACUUUAUAAUAUCAGUGGUCACAAAUGUGAUGUUUUCACCAAAUCCGUCAUAAACGAUAAGUAGUCAUGUUUUCACAUUGAUUUUUAUCGUUUACUAAUGUUUUGUCAACAUUAAAGCACUACAUUAGAAAUCAAAAUACAAUGGUUUGACAUGAUGGGGCAGGAGACCUGUAUUUAAGGUGAAGUUCUCUGGAGGAGUGUAGUGCCUUGAACAUUGAUUUUUCUGUCCGCAUCCAAGAGAUUUUAUUUCAGGAUGGCUUUGUCUUUUUUUUCUUGGUUUACAUUUGAAUGCCCUUGAAGCACUGCACUAUUAACACAGUAUAUGCUUUAAUUUAAGUAAUAAAAUCAUCUUUUUAAUCUUUGUUUACUCCCCCACCCCUGUGACAUUUAGAACACCAUAGAGGUGAGAUGUACAGUUGCCCAGUUUGAACAGACAGUUGAUGUACAAUUUUUAAAAGUCAAAACCCACUCAUUGGGCAGUGGGUAGUGUCCUAGGCAUAGUUAGAAUUCUUAGAAUGAACAUACCUAUUCAAGUAAGCGUUCCCCAGUGGGUGGACCAAUUGAAUUCUCAUUCUAUAUUUCUAGAAUGAGGGGAACCCGUAGUGUCCAGCUCAGAAUGUAGCAGAGAGACAGGUUUGCUGAGCAAGACUUAAAGUGCAAUUUCACCUAUCCACCUAGCUUUCGUAGCGGCCUUCCCACAAGCCUUACCCAGGAACCUGCAACAGGAGCUAGUUUCUUUUGUUGCCGUUUAGUUGAACAUAAGUUACAAAUCACAUUGAAAACAAUAACAGCAGUUACAACUGCUAAAUAUUUUCUGUUGGGGCAAGAACAUGGUUCUCCUUUUAUUAGGCACAUUAUGUUAUUUUUUUAGUGCAGUCACCAGUUAUUAUUUACUUGUCUAAAGUAUUGCCAUUGUUUUAUGUUUCUAAGCUUGAUUUUGAUGCUGCUAGUGUGUCUGAGGUGGAUCCACUAAGUAUGAAAGGGGAGUUGAUGUGUUUUAUCUGGACACAUGAUGAUACAGUGGAGUCCCUCCAGUAAUAAAAACCUUUGUCAGAGGGUGAGUUGUUUUCUCAAUGAGAUUAUGUUCAUGUGAAGCAGUGUUAUUAUAUUGCCUUGUUGAAAUUAAUAAAUGAUGUAUCAUUUCCUAGGUGGUUAUUGAUGAUAGCCUUGCUUUUCAGUGUUGUUUUGAGUGUUUGAUUUCUCUGUUCAGAAUGAAGCAUGCAAACUCCAGAUGGAUACUUGAUUUGCACAACAUGACCUGUGCUCUAACUAUAACCCAUAAUAUCAGUUCCAACACACCUAUACAUAAUGAGGUUAACCUCCCCCACCCUAUAUCCUCCUGACCACUGAAGAGCAUGUGUGUUAUUUUCCAUACAGCCGAGAUUAACAUUACUAUACCGCCAUUUAGAAAUGUCACAGCCACCACACCAGUGAAAGGUUGCAGCACCCCAGUCCUGCCAAGAUGUGAAUUGUACAGUUUUCCUGUCAUUAAUAUUCAUAUAUUUUGUUUAACUGUUUUGGGAUUUCACGUCGGUGUAUAUUAUUCCAUCAAUUCGGUUUGAAUUGGACUUUUUAUAGGAUAUAAUGCAGAGUUGUCUGCUUUGGUGAAAUACUUGCAGUAGUAAGAGAUUUCUGUUCUCUGUUACUCGUAUCUGACAUUACUGCUACACCUCCCUGUCUGUUACACUUAGUGAGCAGAUUUGGAAAUAACUCUGUUCGAAUAUUCACUGGGAGGCAACAUUCAGAUCCAUAGAAACUGAUCGUAUAGAGCAGAUGUGGUUCUCUGUGAGGAAUAGAGAAUAAUGCCUGUUCUGAUCAUUGCAUUUCUAUCAGUUCUGAGUAACAUUGCCUCAUUGAAUAUGCCUGUAAUAGUGGAAGGCUUGCACUAAAGCUCUGUGUCGGAUUGCUUCUGCCUGCUGUGUAUCACUAGGUUACCUUACCAACCCAGUCAGCGCACUCAUCACAGACUGUACAUGUUUAAAGAGAAAUAAACAUUAUUUUGUGCUUGA